UCUUCUGUUUUGCGUCCGGAUCCCUGAGAACUUUGAAGAGGUUCUCACCGGGAAAGAGGGUUGUCGGACCGAGGCCAAUGUUUGCAGUGGAGUAUGAAGAUGUCGGAGGAGCGGCUCUUAGUUCCGGACAGCCUCUCUUCAAACCAGGCUGCGGCUCCAGCGCAUCUCUCUCCCCAGGCUUCCCCGAUGGAUAAAAAUGCAGACCCUGAAUUGAUGCCACCUCCAUCAGGGGAUAACCAGUCCCGGAUGUCCUCAGAUUCUGUUUCUGCCUUAACUGUGUCCGAAGGGUUAGGGGAGGGGAACCCAGCUCCUCUCUCCACUCCCCUGGAAGCCGAGUUUAAUGCUCCUCGAAUCGAGGAGCAAGAACUUUCUGAAAAUGCGAGCCUUCUUGCAGAAGAAACGAACGGGCCAGAGUUGGAGUCUGGAGAAGCCAUGGAAGGUGUGUCUGAGGAACCCGCUCUCGACGAUGAGGGAGACACCAUUUGGAACUAUAGCUUCUCCCAGUUACCUCGAUUUCUCAGUGGCUCCUGGUCCGAGUUCAGCGCCCAACCUGAAAACUUCUUGAAAGGCUGUAAGUGGGCCCCUGAUGGUUCCUGCAUCUUGACCAAUAGUGCAGAUAACAUCUUGAGGAUUUACAACCUCCCGCCAGAGCUGUACAAUGAGGGGGAGCAGAUGGAGUAUACAGAAAUGGCCCCUGUCCUUCGAAUGGUGGAGGGUGAUACCAUCUAUGAUUACUGCUGGUAUUCUCUGAUGUCCUCAACCCAGCCAGAUACCUCCUAUGUGGCCAGCAGCAGCAGGGAGAACCCGAUUCACAUCUGGGAUGCAUUCACUGGAGAGCUCCGGGCUUCCUUUCGUGCCUACAACCACCUGGAUGAACUGACGGCAGCCCAUUCACUCUGCUUCUCCCCGGAUGGCUCUCAGCUCUUCUGUGGCUUCAACCGGACUGUGCGGGUUUUUGCCACAUCUCGGCCUGGCCGAGAUUGUGAGGUGCGAGCCACUUUUGCAAAAAAGCAGGGCCAGAGCGGCAUCAUCUCCUGCAUAGCCUUCAGCCCAGCUCAGCCCCUCUAUGCCUGUGGCUCCUACGGCCGCUCCCUGGGCCUUUAUGCCUGGGAUGAUGGCUCUCCUCUCGCCUUGCUGGGAGGGCACCAUGGGGGCAUCACUCAUCUCUGCUUUCAUCCUGAUGGCAACCGUUUCUUCUCAGGAGCCCGCAAGGACACUGAGCUGCUUUGCUGGGACCUUCGGCAGCCUGCUCAUCCUCUGUGGUCUCUAAGUCGAGAGGUAACCACCAAUCAGCGCAUUUACUUCGAUCUGGACCCGAGCGGGCAGUUCCUGGUGAGUGGCAGCACUAGCGGGGCUGUCUCUGUGUGGGACACCAGCUGGGCCUGUGAUGAUGAGAAGCCAGAGCCCGUGCUGAGUUUUCUGCCCCAGCAGGACUGUACCAACGGAGUGAGCCUGCACCCUAGCCUUCCUCUGCUGGCCACUGCCUCUGGUCAGCGUGUGUUUCCAGAGCCCACUGAGAGUGGAGAUGAAGGGGAGCAGAAGUUGGACCUUCCUCUGCUCUCCCUGUGCCGUGCCCACCUCGAAUGUCGGCUUCAGCUCUGGUGGUGUGGGGGGUGCCCAGACCCCAGUCACCCUGAUGAUCGGGGGGAGAAGGGACAAGGAGGGACAGAGGGUGGUGGGGGUGAGCUUAUAUAAAAGGGUUUU
Castor canadensis (American beaver) is the source of this 1704-nucleotide messenger RNA. It is a transcript of the gene Wrap53, whose product is annotated as WD repeat containing antisense to TP53. Gene Ontology annotation, cellular component: Cajal body. Gene Ontology annotation, biological process: Cajal body organization. The record is from RefSeq and is a predicted model, not a curated record. NCBI's taxonomy places the organism in Eukaryota, Metazoa, Chordata, Mammalia, Rodentia, Castoridae. Gene Ontology annotation, molecular function: protein binding; RNA binding.